Molecule: messenger RNA, 3312 nt
Organism: Phycodurus eques (leafy seadragon)
Lineage: Eukaryota; Metazoa; Chordata; Actinopteri; Syngnathiformes; Syngnathidae
Gene: olah
Product: oleoyl-ACP hydrolase
Exons: 6
Coding region: 304-1068 (254 amino acids)
Biological process (GO): lipid biosynthetic process
Source: RefSeq, a predicted model, not a curated record
UACCGCCCAUUCGAACCCUCGAAGACCAUCGAUCCACGUAGUAUUAGCUUUUUAGUGACUUGACCACUGCAAAACUAUUGCGCAUUGACAUGCUUACUCCACACCAUAGAUGUCUGUACCUGUCAAAACGACAACAGUAGACACAACCGUAAAAGAAAAAAAUCCCGGAAAUGUAAAUAGCUGAAAAGUGUGCUGUUAGGUUUUAUUUAUAUUGUUUUGGCCGGGGAGUCUGCCGCUUCCCUGCAUGCUGAAUCAACACAGACACAAAUCAGUUUUGGAUAUUCAUACUUUUACAACUCCAGGAUGGAAAAGUUGAUCAAUUGUUUCAAGAAAAAGCCCGAUGCUGUUGUCAGGUUGAUCUGUUUCCCCUGGGCAGGUGGAGGCUCCAUACAUUAUGCACGCUGGGGCAGCGUCCUUAACAGCUCCAUAGAAGUGUUUGCUGUCAAACUUCCCGGACGGGAAAGUAGGGCCAAAGAGCCUUUCUUUGAGAAUAUGCAACAGAUUGUGGAUGAAGUUCUUAAUUUGUUAUUGCCAGUACUCAAAGAGAAGCCAUUUGCUCUCUUUGGCCACAGUUAUGGUGCCUUUACAAGCUAUGCUGUUGCAGACGCUCUGAAGAAACUGGAAAACAUUGAGCCAGUACACAUCUUCCUGUCUGGUGCGUCAGCACCUUAUUCUGAGACUCGCAUCCAAGCCCCAAAGAGAAGUGACUUAUCAGAUGAUGACUUUCUCAAGUGGCUGAUUUCGAUUGGAGGAACUCCGCCUGAGCUCUUGGCCAACCCUGAAGUACUGAAACUGUUCCUUCCUGCGCUUAAGGCUGACCUCCAUGUUGUCGAGAAUUACAAGUGUAACAAACCAGGAAGUGCAUUCCUUUCCUGCCCAGUCUCAUGCUUUGAUGGGAAGGAUGAUAUUCCUCAUGAUUUACAAGCAUGGAAAGCCAUUACAACAGGAGAUUUCAACGUCAGGAUGCUUGAUGGGUCUCAUUUCUACCUUAAGGAUCUUGGAAAUGAAAGAAUAAUUUUAGACUAUGUUACAAGGCAACUAGAAUUGUCAGGAAUGGACUAUUUUUGAUUAAAUGUUUUAAAUGUGAUGCAUAUACAAUACACUCAUGGACAAAUGUUGGUACCCAUGUGUUCAUGAAAGAUUAACCAACAAUGAUCACUAAAAUAACUUGAAACUGACAGAAGUAAUGCAUACAUAUUUAUUGAAAAUUAACCAAUUAAAAUCAGGCAUUGUUUUUAUUUUUGUGGUCCAAAAUAAUUAUGUUUAAAAAAAAAAAAAAAACUAAUGAAUAUGGACUCAACAAAAAUGAUACUACUUUAACUUAGUAUUUUAUUGCACAGACAUUUGAUUAAAUCACUGAUUUCUGUUAUUCUCAAUGAGACUUCUUUUUUCAUUUGUAUGCAUGGCACAAGCAAAAUUGUUGGUACCCUUUUGUUAAAGAAAAACCCACAUUCAGAAAUUAAUUGAAACUGAUCAGACUGGAAUGGGCUGAAAUGCAUAUUGACAAGCUAAAAUGCUUCUGGGACAGUGUUCUUAUGAGGAUUUAUUUGCUUUGUUUUCUUCACAAAGGUUUUGCUUGUGUGAUGUUUACAAAGGAAAUAACUGUACCCCAUGAAACAAACAGGAGGCUUAAUUAUGUUAUUUUCCUAAAUCUGGCACGAUCUUGAACCUAUGCUGGGAGCAAAGAAAUCUCAAGACUAUCAAGGCAUUUUAAGCAAAAUAUGCAGCCCUUGUAAGAAAGCUUGGUUCUUAAAGACAAAAUAAUAAAUAAAUAAUCCAUGAGAAUUGUUUGAUUUCCCUCAAAAUGUCCUGAAGAAAAACAUCCAUCCAUCCAUCCAUUUUCUGAGCCGCUUCUCCUCACUGUGGUCGCGGGCAUGCUGGAGCCUAUCCCAGCUGUCAGCGAGCAGGAGGCGGGGUACACCCUGAACUGGUUGCCAGCCAAUCGCAGGGCACAUAGAAACAGACAACCAUUCGCACUCACAGUCAUGCCUACGGGCAAUUUAGAGUCUCCAAUUCAUGCAUGUUUUUGGGAUGUGGGAGGAAACUGGAGUGCCCGGAGAAAACCCACGCAGGCACGGGAAGAACAUGCAAACUCCACACAGGCGGGGCCGGGGAUUGAACCCAGGUCCUCAGAACUGUGAGGCUGACGCUCUAACCAGUCGGCCACCGUGCCGCCUGAAGAAAAACAAUGAGGAAAAAAAAAUAAAUGAAAAAGGCUGCCCUCCAAUGUUCACCAUCCAACCUGACAGAACUGGAGAGGAUCUGCAAGGAGGAAUGGCAGAAGAUCCCCAAAUCCAGGUGUGAAAAACUUGUUGCAUCAUUCCCAAAAAGACUCAUGGCUAUAUUAGCGCAAAAGGGGCUUCUACUAAAUACUGAGGGUCUGAAUACUUAUGGCUGUGUGAUAUUUCAGUUUUUCUUUUUGAAUAAAUCUGAAAAAAAAAAAAAAAAUCUGUCAAUAUGGGGUACAGUGUGUACAUUAAUGUGGAAAAAAUAACUUGAUUUUAGCAAAUGGCUGCAAUAUAAAAAAGUGAGGGUCUGAAUACUUUCCGUACCCACUGUACAUACAGUAGAUGAACAAAGAUACUUGAUUUGUAGUAAUAUAUAUGUAUAAAUGUUCUGACCAUUUAAGUGAAAUGUAAUGAUAAUUUCUCAUGGUACACCUGAUGAUCUCUCACGACACACUGAAGUGCCGUAGCACAGUGGUUGGAAAUUACUAGACUAGACUAAACUGUAGUAAGGAGAAGAAAUUGAUUCCAAUCCUAGCCCUGUUUGACCACUUCCUGUGGAAGGCUUUGCAUCGACUGACCGGGUCGUCUCCUGAGGAAAAAACACUUUCCCGGCAGCGUCUACCUGUGGCGCUUUAUCUCAUUAAAUUAACUCUUAUCCUAUUUUAGCUAAGAUUGUACAGCACCAUACUAUGUUAUAAAUGCUGCCCACUCGGCAUCAGUUAGACUAAGACUAUUUGGACAAUGUGUGACCCCCCCAAAAAAAGUACUUCUGAGGGUACAAUGGCCUUUCACAGGGAUGGUACCCUCAAAUAUACUCCUUUGUUUGUCAACAAUUACCCAUACUGUACUUGGUUCAUUUGUGUAGUGUUUAGGAAAUUGAUUCCCAUUGCAGCCCAAUUUGGACAAUGUGUGGCAAAAAAAAAAAAAACAUCAACUCCACAUUUGUUUUCUCUUUUUAAUAAAAAAAAAAAAACAAGAAACAUCCAGCUCCAAACAGUUCAAUAUUUUAAGUGGUCGAAGUAUUCUUUGUAGGAGCUACAGUAAAUAACGCCUGCUGACUAUAAUUCAGAUAUUUGAGAUUCAA